CAAGACACCCUGGCCUCUCCCUCCCUGUCUGUUCAGCUGGGGUCUGGACAAACCCUGGGAGUCCAGAGGUCGGGGUCUUCAUCAGAUUUGGAGUCGGGGGUGGGGUGAAGGCAGCAGGGACAGGGCCUCUGGCUGGGAUGGGAGGCAGCCUCUCCUCAGUGGGUCCUUGAGCCAGUCACUGCCCCUCUGGGGGCCUGGGUCUCCUCCUCUGGGAAGUGGAGGGAAAUGAUCAGUGGUGUGGGCCUCCCAGCGGGGUGAUACUGUCCAAGGGAGGACAGGAAUAUGAGGAGAUUUGUGCUGGUUCCUCCUUAAGAGGUGAGGGGAGAGCAGAGAUGACACACAGAUGACCCUGAGUCCUCAGGAGACUCCUGGAAGCAGGUGACAUUCUCCUCACACUUUUCAGAUGAGGAAAGAUGUCCAGGGAGGCCUGGGCAGGCCCAAGGUCACACAGGAGUGAGUCCUGGAGCCGGAACUGGUCUAGAAUCAGAGAACCCUGGAGGAGGGAGCAGCAGAGGCAGCAGGGCACUGGAGCCGAUGGCCAAGGUCUGAGGUCAGGGGCCUUGGGGGACAUGUGGAGGGGAGUAUGGGCACACUGACCAUGUCCUCGGCCCCAACAGGAGGCGACCUCCAUGUUAGUGACUGCAGAGAGGGCCCGCCAGGGAGUCCAGGAGAGGCAGGGGCAGUAGGGGAUGUGCUGAACUGUCAGAAAUGGAAUGAGCAAUUCAAACUGAUGGAGGAGAUCGAGCUGCUCCAGGAGGCUGCAAAUCUGUACACCGUGCAGCCUGACAAGCACUUUGGAGCCUGGUUCCAGGCCAUGGAGCCCCUGAGUGAGGAGGAGAGAUGAGGGAGGUCAGGAGUUGGGAGAGGGCAGGGCAGACUCUCUCUGCUGACCAACUCCAGAGCCCAUGGCCCUGGCUCCCUGGUCAGCCCCAGAUCUGGUUGCAUGGCGAACCCUGGGACCCUUGGACUCCAGCUGUUGGCAGGUUCCAGGAUGCACAUGUGAUGUGUGGCUCCUGAGAGCUUCCAGCUCUACUCUGUCCUGUAGCUACAGCCUGUCCUGCCAGCUGGAGCCCAGAUACCACUGGGCCAGAAAGAUUCGACUCUUCUUCAAAGACAAGAAGAACAGCUCAGGCAAGAGUGUGUGUCUG
Molecule: messenger RNA, 1148 nt
Organism: Equus caballus (horse)
Lineage: Eukaryota; Metazoa; Chordata; Mammalia; Perissodactyla; Equidae
Source: RefSeq, a predicted model, not a curated record